Sander lucioperca (pikeperch) is the source of this 1325-nucleotide messenger RNA. RefSeq names its product homeobox protein ESX1. The record is from RefSeq and is a predicted model, not a curated record. Lineage: Eukaryota; Metazoa; Chordata; Actinopteri; Perciformes; Percidae. The coding region runs from base 272 to 1054 and encodes 260 amino acids. The transcript is spliced from 3 exons.
UCACUGGCUUCCUCCCGUUGGUGUGUGCUCAGGAUUUUGCAUUUGGUCCUGGAAAGCCGCGCAGUUCCCAACUAAGUAUUUUAUUCUGUUUUUAUUACGAAUGUGCCGACUACAACGCCAUCAAAUUUGAAUAAAAGCAUCGGACAUUUAAAGCCAUCUGAAGCCACCUCCUUGGAGACUCCUGCUUUCUCAGAGUGUAUUCAACAUGUGGGAAUAAUUCACAUCAAACAACAUUCCACCACUCAUUCCCAGUGGAUCAAACCUGGCAGCGAUGCAGGCUGGUCUUCAGGUAACCAGCAGCACCUCUCUCCAGAUCCCUCCCAAGCCCGGGACUGCUGUACUCAGAAACCGACACCCAAUCCUACUGGACACCUUCCAGCCCGUCCUGGUCCAGGCCAUUAUCAAUCCUCAGCAAGGUAUGGAAGGACCCCUCCAGACACCACAGCCCCCCAGGACCUGCAGCUCACCCGGACCUUCUGGGAAGUCCUGCUGGAGCUUAGAUGCCAGGGUGGCCGUGCUUCUGGUGACUCUGGCUGGAGCUGUAAUCCUGCUGCUGCUCUACAAACUCCUGCAGCUGAGACACAGGCUGAGGUUGGCCAGGGCGAGGCAUGCACUAGAGUACUACAGCUUCUACCACACCGCCACCUACACACUCAAACACGCUGCGUCCUGUCAGGACCUGCCAGGCAAAAACGGGACAAUCCCUGAAGCUACACCACCUGUACAAGUAGUCGUAACCCCGGUGACCCCAACUGCCGUCACCCCGCUUCCACCCCCACCGGUGCCCUCUCCACCCCCACUGCCACUCCCCCCACCUCCUGUCCUGCCUCCACCACUGCUCCACGCUCCACCGUCUCUCACUCCAGCACCUGCUGUCCUGGCCUUCCCUCUCCCGCUGCCUGUGUUCCACACCACCCCGCCCAGCCCUCACCUGUCGUGGGGCGCCUGCUCGGACGCAGAUGUGUACUCUCGGAUCGGCGCUUUCAGGCCCUCCAGACUCUCCAGUCUUUCCAACCACUCGAAAGUCAUCCUUUUUGAACACUCGUCCCUCUGAACCCCCAGAACAUGACUGGAGACGUCACCAAAUGUGAGAAGACUGUAGUGAUUACCAAAAACAUAUUCUUCUGAUGGACUGAUAAUCACCCGGGGAUGAGUGUGUUUGCCAUGAGUACUGUAUACUGUAUGUACGCAGUAUACGUAUAUUCUUCUUUAAAGGGGCUGCACUCGAUAUUCAGAACAAGUGGUCUGGGAUUAGCCUGACAGAACUCACCAUUGGCAGGGCUCAAUCCGAGGGAUGGGAUAAACGGUUGUCUUUCAAAUUCCCU